AAAUUAUUUAUCAAAUAAUCAUAUGAUUUCUUGAAACUUAGAAAAACUAAACUCAUCAAUAAGUUUCAUAGAUAACUUAACUUGUGGCGCAUAAAUAAUAAAUCGGCUUCGAUACUGAAAAUUCAAAGCAUACAUACAAUUCAUAUUAAUAACAAUACCGUUUCUGAGGAUUAUCUUCGCAAAUUAGUUGGGUGACUUCAAGUCAUUUCAGCGAUUCUGAUCCGAUAGAAGUAAUCCGCAAGAGUAAAACAUCGUAGUAGGGAGUCCUACGAUUCAACAAAAGCAGAGAAACAGAGACGGAGAGACAGCGAAAUCCCGAAGGAAGAACCGAGAGGCAAACGACGGGGCGUUCCGACCAGAAAUAGAAAAGCGGCACGAGGAGAGUCGUUGAGUGCCAAGGUGGUGUUCCAUGUGAGUCUCUUCGAAUCGGACUUGGUAGUUCGCAUGUCGAAGCAUGCCACGUGGCAUCUCAAUGAGAUCCUCCCUAAGGAGCCGAGAUUCGUCCUCGACGUCAACCGGGGUCGACCCUCGGGAACGCGUCAAGGAUUGCUGCAGAAAGCUGGUGGCUUUUAUGUGCACUCAGGUCGGCGUAGGCGGUUUGGUAGUGGGCUAUGCCAUCGUGGGCGCCUUUGGCUUUAGAAUGAUCGAGACCCAGAUCGAUCCGACGGCGCCGGUGUGCAAGCAGGAUAACAUUCGUGAGGAAUACGCCAACGAGCUGUGGCUCAGCACCGCGAGCAAUCAAUCGGUGAAUGUAUUCAACGAGACCGCCUUCCACAUAGUGUCUAACAGCAUUUUGCAGCGUUACCAAAAGAAUAUCACCAAUGGCGUGCGACAGAAGCUAAACUGCAACGGUCUCGCGCCUGACGAUCGCUGGACGUUCCCGGCGGCGUUGAUGUUUUGCCUCUCGGUGUUCACGAUGAUCGGCUACGGCAGUCUGGUGCCGAAGACCCAAUGGGGUAAAGGCGCCACCGUGAUUUAUGCGGUGCUGGGCAUUCCAUUGUACGUGCUUUAUUUUCUGAACAUGGGCAAGGUUCUCGCGCAGACUUUCAAGUGGCUCUAUACGCGAUUGCACGAGUGCACCGGUCAGCGGAAACCCGGCCAGCGGAUCAUCGUACCCUCGACCGCUUGUCUCUGGGUGAUAUUCGGCUACAUCAUCGCUGGUUCGAUCAUGUUCGCCGAAUGGGAAAACUGGGACUAUCUGGACAGUACUUACUUCUGCGUUACAUCGCUCUGCAAGAUUGGUAUGGGCGAUCUAAUACCAGGCUGGGGCCAGGGAGCCGAGACAGAGAGCGACCAGACAAAGCUCAUCAUUAACUUCGUGUAUUUAUUGUUGGGCAUGGGCCUGAUAGCCAUGUGCUACAAUUUGAUGAGGGAAGAAGUAUAUGUAAAGGCUCGAGAACUCAAAGAACAACUGAACCAAGCGAUGGACGCGGCCCAUUACAAAAUAAUUACGUGUUGUAAAUCGGAACCUACUGAUUGAGAGAUCAAGAAAAAAAA
This is a messenger RNA of Pogonomyrmex barbatus (red harvester ant), 1497 nucleotides long. Its product is annotated as TWiK family of potassium channels protein 18. The record is from RefSeq and is a predicted model, not a curated record. Gene Ontology annotation, biological process: stabilization of membrane potential; potassium ion transmembrane transport. NCBI's taxonomy places the organism in Eukaryota, Metazoa, Arthropoda, Insecta, Hymenoptera, Formicidae. Gene Ontology annotation, molecular function: outward rectifier potassium channel activity; potassium ion leak channel activity. Gene Ontology annotation, cellular component: plasma membrane.